This is a messenger RNA of Penaeus monodon (black tiger shrimp), 510 nucleotides long. RefSeq names its product piggyBac transposable element-derived protein 4-like. Bases 1 to 510 code for a protein of 169 amino acids. The record is from RefSeq and is a predicted model, not a curated record. Lineage: Eukaryota; Metazoa; Arthropoda; Malacostraca; Decapoda; Penaeidae. The transcript is spliced from 2 exons.
AUGCCGGGGCAGGACAUUGCCAUGGACGAGUUGUUGUGGAAGUUCCAUGGCGGCUUGGCUUCAAGACCUACAACUCAACCAGAGGGCGAGGUUUUGGGUGUACCCCAGCUGAACAGGAAGUUCAUGCCCAAGGACCUCGUAAUGAGGAGGAAGGAUGAUGGUGAUUACUGCAGCAGUAAGACGGGCAUGCUGGCCUUGGUGUGGAAGGACCGCAGCAAUGUCACCAUGCUGUCUACAGUCCAUACCGCUGCAAUGGAUGGGGACAAACCGUUGGUAGUAAAAGACUACAAUGUCAGCAUGAAAGGUGUUAAGAUGGCCAGUUAUUACCCAAUGACUCGCCGCUCCAAGGUCUGGUACUGGAAGGUCUUCUUUUUCCUCUACGACAUGGCCAUUGUCAAUGCCUGGGCCGUCCAUCGUGCACUGGGAUCGGAGGAAUCACAGAGGGCCUUCCGAGUUGGCCUUGCCUCUCUCAGCUCUUUGGGGCAGUUCAGAGGAGGGCCGAUUCUAUGA